Clupea harengus (Atlantic herring) is the source of this 3009-nucleotide messenger RNA. RefSeq names its product peroxisomal biogenesis factor 5 (gene pex5). Lineage: Eukaryota; Metazoa; Chordata; Actinopteri; Clupeiformes; Clupeidae. The record is from RefSeq and is a predicted model, not a curated record. Gene Ontology annotation, molecular function: protein binding. Gene Ontology annotation, cellular component: cytosol; peroxisomal membrane. Gene Ontology annotation, biological process: protein import into peroxisome matrix, docking.
UGAAUUGAACCAUAGGAUAACAUAGUGCAGCUGCUAUCGCUGUUCAGUUAGUGGGUCAUGGGGGAGGUAAAUAAAGAAAGAUUAAAGAGAGCUAACUUAUAAAGACAAGCAAGAAAGCUCAUCGCUAGGCCAGCCGUGGGGUUUGAGACGUUUCAGCUUCAUCUUUCCGGGCCAAUUGUUUGUAUGCCUGUGAUUUUGUGUUUUGGCUGUAUGCACGCUAUUAUUCGUCAAGACGAGUGAUUUUCAAGGGAGGAAAGGAACGGUCUAUCGUAUCGCCAGUAAGGUGGUCUGACUGAGACAGAACCGGGUUGUCAUGGCGAUGCGGGAGCUGGUGGAAGCGGAGUGUGGGGGAGCCAAUCCCCUCAUGAAGCUGACUGGUCACAUGACUCAAGAAGGAGGGGCUUGGAGGCAUCGGGCAACACCCAAUAUUCCUCCUACACCUAUUGAGAUAGCAAGUGAGGAAGAGUUGGUCAAUGAGUUCCUGCAGGGCCCCUCACGGCCUCCUCAUAGUUUUGACAUGGGGCAGCUCCUGGAGGAGAUGCAGCAGAUUGACCAGCAGAGCUACAGACAAGCUCCACAGCGAGCCCCUGGGGUGGCUGCGCUGGCACUGUCCGGUGACUGGGCUUCAGAGUUCCUGCCUGGCGCUGAUGCCGCCGCCGCCGCCGCCUCCGCACCAGGGCAGGUGGGCCUGGGCGAGGGAGCAGAUGCUGAUUGGACAAAGGAAUUCAUCAGUGAAGUGUCAGAUCCUGGUCGCUGGGCAGAGGAGUAUCUGGAACAAUCAGAGGAGAAACUGUGGCUGGGAGACCUUGGAGAGAAAGAGAGAGAUAAAGAAUGGACACAAGAAUACCAGCCAGGAGAUGAGCUCAAACAAACAGCCAAUGAGCUUCUUGCCAAAGUGGAAGACCCUAAGUUGCAGAAUACAGAGUUCCUGCGGUUCAUUAGGCAGAUUGGCGAGGGCAGUGUGACUGUGGAAGACAGUACAGGCAAGCAGGACACAGAUAAAGCUCAGGCCAAGGAGGCACAGCGCUGGGCCUCCAGCCUAAACCAGCUCCUGGAGGAAGUGCCACUAACUGUGCCAGUGGAGACGAAAGAGGGAAAGGUGGAGAAAGACAAAACAAAAAAUAAAGAGGCACGGCGGUGGGCUAAAGUCGUCAGGCAGGUGUCGGUGGAUUCUGCUGAAUCGUGGGUAGAUGAGUUUGCCACGGGGGGACCAGAUUUCCAGCAGGCAAAAGCUGCAGUGGAGAGCGAUGUGGACUUCUGGGAGAAGCUGCAGCAGGAGUGGGAGGAGAUGGCCAAGAGGGAUGCAGAGAGCCACCCCUGGCUGUCUGACUUUGACCAGAUGCUCAGCUCCUCCUACGACAAGGGCUAUCAGUUUGAUGAGGAGAACCCGUAUCUGUCCCAUGAUGAUCCUCUGGCAGAGGGGGUGAAGAGGAUGGAGGCAGGAGACAUUCCGGGGGCGGUGCUGCUCUUUGAGUGUGCAGUUCAGCGGGAACCAGAAAACCAGCUGGCUUGGCAAUAUCUGGGAACCUGUCAAGCAGAAAAUGAACAGGAGUUUGCAGCUAUAAGUGCCCUCCGCAGAUGUAUAGAUCUGAAGAAGGAGAAUCUGACUGCGCUGAUGGCUUUGGCUGUCAGCUUCACCAACGAAUCACUGCACAGGCAGGCCUGUGAGACACUGCGAGAUUGGUUAAGACACAACCCCAAGUACCGCCACAUCCUGGAGCACAGCGAACGGGAGAAAGAGAGGGAUGGUGCCAGAGAGAGGGAAAAGGAGAGGGAGCGAUUUGGAUCCCUUUUGCCUGAGGGUCUGUUCACAGAGGUGCAGUCCCUGUUCCUGAGUGCGGCAUCCUCUGACCCCAACCUUGUGGACCCCCAGCUGCAGUGUGGUCUGGGUGUUCUCUUUAACCUGAGCGGAGAGUAUGACAAAGCCGUCGACUGCUUCACUGCUGCUCUGUCGGUCACCCCACAGGAUUACUUGCUGUGGAACAAACUAGGUGCCACCCUGGCCAACGGGAGCCGCUCGGAAGAGGCUGUUGCCGCCUACAGGAGAGCCUUGGAACUGCAGCCUGGAUUUGUGCGCAGUCGCUACAACCUGGGCAUCAGCUGUGUCAAUUUGGGAGCUCACAGAGAGGCGGUGGAGCACUUUCUGGAAGCUUUAUCCCUCCAGCAGCAGGCUUCUGUGGAGGGGCCUGUGGGCAGGGCCGGGGCUGCGGCAACCAUGAUGUCCGACAACGUCUGGUCCACUCUGCGCAUGGCCCUGAGCAUGAUGGGAGAGAGCUCACUGUACGCUGCGGCAGACCGCCGUGACCUGGACACGCUACUCGCACACUUCUGCCAACGGGAGGGGGAGCCUGGAACGGAAUGAAGAAGAGAAAGGGAGGGAGGAGGAGGGGGGAGCAGGGUGGUUGAGUGUGAAUGUGGGGAGAGGUGUUUUGGAAAGGUGGAAAGGAGAGGACAGUAAGGGGAAACAGGAGGAAGGGAGUGAUGAUAAAGUGGAUGGAAGGCCACAUUGGCUCAACAAACUGUGAAGAGUUCACUCAACUGCAUCUAAGGAACAUCAGACCGAGGGCUGCUUUUGAAUUAGGCCUAAGGGUACAAUGGGAAGCAUAGAACCCAUGGUACAUUAAUGGACAGUGGCUGAAGCUGACUGUUACUUAUACCUGCUCAACCAAGCCAAUCCCUCCCUGACACUACACAACCUAGGAGGAUGAGGAAACACACAGUCUGUAGAGCACACAGUAAAACACAGCUGAAACAAAAACAGAAAAGAAACAUGAGAAGGGGAAAGGGAACUGGUACUAGAAACUACAUGUGUCAGAAGUAUGCUUUCUCUCUGGUCUUCAGAUAUUGCUCAUGUUGUAAAAUAAUUUGCCUAAUUGUAAAUGCUAAUGGCCAAUAUCAUGUAUUGUACUAUAAUUAUUGUAUUAUUACUGUUUUCAGUAUAGUCCGCCCAAAAUAGCUAUGUAAUCCAAGCAAUAAAGCUUUGACAUUAAAACAAUGAAUGACUAAUUA